Messenger RNA from Eimeria maxima, 921 nucleotides. RefSeq lists its product as hypothetical. Lineage: Eukaryota; Apicomplexa; Conoidasida; Eucoccidiorida; Eimeriidae. Bases 1 to 921 code for a protein of 306 amino acids. The transcript is spliced from 7 exons. The record is from RefSeq and is a predicted model, not a curated record.
AUGCGGCAGGCGGAAUCAGCAGUUUCAUCUUCGGUUUCACCUCCAAGCAGUAACAAUAAUAACGAGGGCAACACCAGCAGCGGUGGCGGUGGCGGUAGUAUAGACAGCUCAGACAUCCCCAUUUCGUUCAACUUUUCCCUUGAUGAGGAGUGGAUUGUUUAUUUAUUUGAUUCAUUCCCUUCACUUGUAUUUUGCUCCGCCGUUUCUCUCGUCGUUCUCUUCUGGGCAAGGAUAUACUACGCCGCCAACCUUGUGGCCUACCCACUGUUUUCGCGGAUGCAUUCUGUUUUAUCUCUGGUGUUGUUCGCCGCCUAUGCCUUCUGCAUUUCCGUUGCGGUCGCCCGGAAAGUCUCGGAAAGGGGCAAAUCUGCCUCUAGGAAGAGCAGUAUUGUCAAGCGGGUGAUAUUCCUGUCUGUCGCAUGCCCGAUCCUCUUCGGCUUUCGCAGUUUUAUGGCGUUUAAAGGCGCAACGCCUCCGUUGCACCCUCUGCACCUAUUGCCAGGAGCUGUAACACAACCUCAGGUUCUAGCAGGACAGAUGUACUUUGUUACGGAGUGGGUCCCUACGCUGUUGAUUCUAUUGACGUUUUGGCACCGCAAAGGAGGAACGGUCAGAGGGCAGCAGCAGCAACAGCCCUCAGCGUCGCCGGCGGAUGCAGAAGAAGAAGUUGUUGCGGGCAGCUUCGACUCGACCAUUAUGGCGCCUCUGAUGCAGCAGAACAUUUAUCCUUUUACUGCUGCCCCUCCUCACCCUCAGGCGCAAGGAGAUAUCAGCCACUGCCCCGCCAUGCCGAGCGAGGUAUAUCCACAGUUUAUGCACCCCCAGGUCCCGUACAGGGAUUCAUUCUCCAGCUAUGCCCCGACAGCUUCAUCUGGCGGCUACAGCCACUCACAGUACCCGCAGCAAGGACAGCGGCAGUGA